Molecule: messenger RNA, 1567 nt
Organism: Prosopis cineraria
Lineage: Eukaryota; Viridiplantae; Streptophyta; Magnoliopsida; Fabales; Fabaceae
Product: L-type lectin-domain containing receptor kinase VIII.2-like
Exons: 1
Coding region: 266-1267 (333 amino acids)
Molecular function (GO): carbohydrate binding
Source: RefSeq, a predicted model, not a curated record
GGUCAAACCAGAUUCUUGAAAAGCUGAGCUUUUAUGGAGACUAGCCCACUCACAUGUUCCCUGCGUCGUCAUCAGCUUCCACUGAGCAAGAGUGAACCACGCCGUUUCAGAAAAGGAAACAAGUAAGUCACACUUACAAUACACCGUCUCCAAUUUUCACCAUUUCUUCUUCUUUCUUCUCAGUUCCAAAAUCACCCCAUUUCAUCUUUAUUGCAAAAUUGGAACCACCAAUUCCAUUUCAGCUCAAUCUGAAACCCACUUCACUAUGGCCCCAAUUUUCACUUCCCUUCGCUUCACCGUACUUGCUCUUUUUCUCGUCUUCUUCCACCGAACCCUAGCUUCCGACCCAAUCGCUUCGUUUUCGUUUACGGAUUUUCAAAAGGACCUGGAAUUUAAGUCUACUGUGGUUCUUCUUGGCAAUGCGAAGAUCGUUCCGUUUGAUGAUGGCUCCGCGAUUCAAAUUUCCGGCACCGGACGAGUCAUGUACGAGAAACCCAUCUUGCUUGUGGAAGGUAAAUCAAGAAAAUUAGUCUCUUUCUCGACUUACUUUGCAUUUUCCAUGUCUUCGAAGGAAGAGAAUGGUUUGGGUUUUGUUGUAGCGUUUGGUAAUGAUAGCUUAUAUGGGAGUUCUUUUGAAUUGACAAAUAGAAACUUUCUGGGUAAUGUUCUUGAAGUAACCAUUUCAAGAGAUGGUAAUGGUAGAAAUAGUAGCUCAGUUAUAGCUAAAAUUAAUGACGCUGCUUCCACUGCGAAAAUGGGUAUGAAAAGUGAGCAAAAGCUUCAUGUCUGGAUUGAUUAUAAAGCGAGUUCCUCACGCUUAGAAGUCAGGUUGAGUCAAUAUGGCAAUUUAAGGCCAUUUCAUCCAUUUCUAUGGCACAAAAUCAACAUGUCCAUGAAAGAGAAGAAGGAAAUGUUUGUGGGAUUUAGUACUGUGGAGGAGAACACAUCUGAAACCUGUUUUCUUCAUUUAUGGAACUUCACAUCAAGGCUAUUCCCAUAUUGGAUACAUUCAGAGCCUCUGAAUCCAAAUGCUAUUGAUAAGAAGAGUGAAAAUCUGAGCGUGGAACCAAAGUGUGAUUGCUUUUUCAGCGUAGUUUCUGCAAUGCUGAUUGGGGUUGGAUUUGGAGGAUUGAUAGGUUUCAUUGUGCUAUUUUGGAACAAGUUUGGGAAUAGAAGACCAGUGGUGCCGGAGGAGUGUGUGGAUGAGGCGUUUGAAUACAAGAAAGUUGUGGACAAAAGUGGCAUCAAUGGUGGUAUGAAGAAGUAGAUGAUUUUGUCUUCGAGUUGUAUUUCAUUUGUCUACGUAAAUUAGUCCUGGAAACAUUGUUGUGACUAAACUCUAUGCUUAAGCCUUUCGGUGAAACAGAUUUAGGAUUAAUUUACAUAGAGGAAUGGAUUAAAAAACUUGAACCUAUGCCGCUUCAAAAACCAAGCUUUUGCUGUACCCUAAAUUAACUAAUGUAUCGUUUUGCUCCUCAACAUUGGGAAGUAGGGAAAUAGACCUUCUAAAUUUAAUUGUAUCGUUUUUUGCUAUCAUUUUAGAUUUAAUAUCUUUUAUUUAAAAUAA